Molecule: messenger RNA, 990 nt
Organism: Neurospora tetraspora
Lineage: Eukaryota; Fungi; Ascomycota; Sordariomycetes; Sordariales; Sordariaceae
Exons: 6
Coding region: 1-990 (329 amino acids)
Source: RefSeq, a predicted model, not a curated record
AUGGCACUUGGUUCAACUGCUCCAUGUCCGUUUGUCCGUGCCAUUCGAUUCCGAGAUGAAGUGUCUCAGUACAGAUCAGCAACCGCAUGCCCAUACGCCAGCAAGGCCAACACUGCCACUUCGGAGAUGUGUCAUAGCAAUGGUCAUCUCUUAGCUCUUCCCUCGAACACCCUGGACACUUGCUCCACCAUCUGUCUUCGGGUCGUCAAAUCGGAAACCGGGUUAGAUUUGGAUCGGGUUCAGUUCACAGUAGGGGUCAUCCGUCAAGCCAAUGCGAUUUUGAAAGGCAUUAUCAAAUGCGAGCCGCGCCGGGAUCAGCAGAUCAUGUUUCGACACCCGUACUUAGGCGCUGCUCUCCUUGCCAAUGGCUAUCGUCUCCGUUCCGGGCGCUUGGAAGUGCAGCCUAUGAGUACAUGUCCCGGUUUCGGGAAAGAAAUGCAGGCACCCCGAAUUUGGGUAUCCAGCCUUAUCGAUUAUCGUGACCGCGCUAAAGUGCCAAGCCACCCAACGAGAACUGAUCAAUCCGGAGAAAGUGGAGAGAGCCUCAACCGGGGGCAGGAACCGGCAGGAUGGGACCCAACCGCUGUCGUGGUCUUUAUCGUUCGAUUCGAUACUUCGAUGCUUGUCCUGCUGAAAGCCAAGCUUCAGCCAGCGAACUCUCUCGUUCUCGGAAGAUGGACAAGAGCAGAAAAUCGGAUUCCAUCCGCUUGGGACCAACCCGGAAUUUUGACCAAACAAAGAAGUUGCUUUUCGCGAUGGGGAUGGGGAUUUCCUGGUUCGUUUUCAGCUUUUGUCGUGGCAGAUCACGAUUCGCAAGAACCAGAGUUGAUCUUGUCAGACACAAUCGUCACGGUGGGUUUAUCAACCAUCACAACGCCAAUCUCUGUGUCUGACCAGGAAGACUUCUCCGAGAGUGGUGGCCGCUUUAUAACAAGUGAACAAAUCUUUGAUGGGACACAGUUCGAGAUCUGUCCUUCUCCUGCCUCGUAG